GCAACAAAAUCUCAUUACUCAUAAGCACACUUUCGUUUCUACACCUAUAGCUAAAACAUGUCUGCUCCAGCAAUCCCUGAGCUCGUUCUCCGAUCCUCUUCCGGCCAACGGAUGAUGCCGGUAAUCGGACUCGGCACCGCUCCGGAAGCCGCAAGCAAGGUAAGCACGAAAGAUGCAGUGGUUGAGGCCAUCAGGCAAGGAUACAGGCAUUUUGAUGCCGCAGCAGCAUACGGAGUGGAACAAUCUGUUGGGGAAGCAAUAAAGGAAGCACUUCAACUUGGACUCUUUAAGUCCAGAGAUGAACUCUUCAUCACUUCCAAGCUCUGGGUCACUGAUAAUCACCCUCAUCUUCUUGUUCCUGCUCUCCAAAAAUCACUAAGAACAAUUCAACUGGAAUACUUAGACUUGUUUCUGAUCCACUGGCCCAUAAGUGCGAAACCUGGGAAGGUUACAUAUCCCAUUGAACAAUCAGAACUGGUUCCCUUUGACAUGAAAGGUGUGUGGGCAGCCAUGGAAGAAUGCCAGAGACUUGGCCUUACCAAAGCCAUAGGAGUUAGCAACUUCUCUAGCAAGAAGCUUCAGAACUUGCUCUCUUUUGCUACCAUUCCUCCAGCAGUCAAUCAGGUUGAGAUGAACCUUGCUUGGCAACAAAAGAAGCUCAGAGAGUUCUGCAAGGCAAAUGGGAUUGUUUUAACUGCAUUCUCUCCUCUGAGGAAAGGAGUCAGUAGAGGAAAUAACAUAGUUCUUGACAACGACGUCGUCAAAGAGAUUGCUGAUGCUUACGGCAAGACUAUUGCUCAGGUUUGUCUUAGAUGGAUAUAUGAGCAAGGAGUGAGCUUUGUGGUGAAGAGCUAUGACAAAGAGAGGAUGAAACAAAACUUGCAGAUCUUUGACUGGUCACUGACAGAAGACGAUUACAAGAAACUAAGUGAAAUCAAUCAAGAACGACUCAUCAAAGGACCAACCAAGCCUCUUCUUGAUGAUCUCUGGGACGAUGAACAGUAACUAGCUAGCUAGCUAGAAUGGAUGGCGUAAAUGUUAAAAUAAUAGUAAUAGUAAUAAUAAUAAUAAUAUGUGAGCUAUAAUUAUGUAUCUGGCUUAUCGUAACAAGGUCUUGCAAUAAUUUAGGGGGCUGGCUGCCAUGCAUUAGGUUUCUUGCUCACGUCAAAGAGAUAUGUAAUAUUUUAUAUGUGUGUGUGUGUGUUUUGAUUUGAGUACUUUGUCACGCAUCAUAUAUAGACAAUGCUAUUGAAAAUGUUGGCAGAUAUUUAAUA
Neltuma alba is the source of this 1274-nucleotide messenger RNA. RefSeq names its product NAD(P)H-dependent 6'-deoxychalcone synthase-like. Gene Ontology annotation, molecular function: oxidoreductase activity, acting on the CH-OH group of donors, NAD or NADP as acceptor. The record is from RefSeq and is a predicted model, not a curated record. Bases 58 to 1005 code for a protein of 315 amino acids. NCBI's taxonomy places the organism in Eukaryota, Viridiplantae, Streptophyta, Magnoliopsida, Fabales, Fabaceae. The transcript is spliced from 4 exons.